AUGGCUACAAUAGCAUUGAAUGUAACGUAUCAAGGACAACCAAAAAAGUUCACUGUUAAUAAAUCACAAACCAUAUCUCAAUUUAUAUCACAAUGCUUAACGAGCUACAACAUUGAUGGUAAUACAUUUAGUGCUGAAUUGUAUCACAACAACAACCACAAGGCAUUGGACUCAGCAUCACCCAUUAGGUUAACUAAUCUUUUGAAUAAUGCCAAACUUACACUCAAGGUGAAGAAACUUGAUCUUAACAAGGAAAUCAAUGUCAAAUUUAUCAGUGACAAAGGCACGGUGGUUAAGAAAUUCACUGUAGCUACUACUUUGCAUGACAUUGUUGAGCAAAUAAUGGGUCGGUUACUGAAACCAACCCAAUUGAGAAUAUUGGAUUUGGUGAUUGGGUAUGAAAAGUAUCUCACGACUACAUUGGGGUCUCUUGUUGGGAAUGCCAACAAUGUUGUUAUUCGAUUAGAGUAUCAGAAACUGACAAAUGAAAGGGAUGCAUUGUUUAAAAAACAACAAGAGGCCAAUAGAUUACAGUUGCAAGAGAUGCAGAAACGAAAGGAAAUGGAAGCUCAAAAGCGUCAUCAGGAGGAGCAAGAGAAGCAAAGGCUUAAAGCAGAGGAAGCAAAGUUGAAAAAGGUGAACAAAAACGUGUCAGAGGUUCUGGAGCCUCAAGAAGAUGCCGAAAUGAAAGACGCUGAUGAGGAAAUACCCUCAACAGCUACUGAGUCCUUGUCGGAUCCCAGUACUAGUGAUGUUGGCGCGCACCCUGGCCUUGAACCUGCUUCAGAAAGUGCAGCAUCUGAUUCCGAUUAUGUCUAUCAAGAAGAACCAGUUGAUGAAACACCCAAAUUGUACGUUCCCUCGAGUAAACCACAACCAACGUAUCAAAAUCCCGAUGAAGAUUACAACAUGACCAUUGACCAAGCAAAGACUUAUCAAAAUGUGAUUCGCAAUUCAGCCAAGAGACUGAAAAAGAUUGGAGUUGACACGAAAAAGCCAAGCAAGUAUUUUAUACGUGUUAAAUUCCCUGAUGGAGCCAUACUACAAAUCAAUUUUCUUGAAAAUGUCCAUCAAGUUAAAUUUGGCACAUUGGUUAAAAAGUUGGAUGAAUUAUUAAUUCCUGAAUUUAUCAAUACCUAUAAUUUGAAAAUUGGGUACCCACCAUUUACCAAAUUGAAUCAAUCAUUUGCCAUGAAUAACGAGUUACUACACAAUUUACAAGAUUUUCAAGCAGAACAAGUUGUUCUCAUAUGGGAAUUGAGUAAAGAAUCAAACAAGGCAGCGCAUAAUGGUCCAUUUUUGAAUAAUGAAUCAAAGGAUUUAGUGAUUAAACCAAGUGACGAAUUGCCAGCUAUAAAAUUGGCCAAACAUCGAAAUGAGUUACCACUGAAUGAACUGACAAAGUCAAAAGGGGCAAGUGGUGGUGGAUUUUUCAAGUCCAAAUCAAUGCAUAAAGAUGGUGGUGAUGAAGAUAAGGAUGGUGAAAAAAAGAAAUCCAAAUUACCUAAAUGGUUGAAAAUGAAGAAGUAA
Messenger RNA from Lodderomyces parapsilosis, 1530 nucleotides. RefSeq lists its product as uncharacterized. The record is from RefSeq and is a predicted model, not a curated record. The coding region runs from base 1 to 1530 and encodes 509 amino acids. The transcript has a single exon. NCBI's taxonomy places the organism in Eukaryota, Fungi, Ascomycota, Pichiomycetes, Serinales, Debaryomycetaceae.